Aegilops tauschii subsp. strangulata is the source of this 1097-nucleotide messenger RNA. Its product is annotated as protein YABBY 1. Gene Ontology annotation, cellular component: nucleus. Gene Ontology annotation, biological process: abaxial cell fate specification; cell fate commitment; multicellular organism development. The record is from RefSeq and is a predicted model, not a curated record. Lineage: Eukaryota; Viridiplantae; Streptophyta; Magnoliopsida; Poales; Poaceae.
UUUUCUCCUCCCACUCAGGCGCGCUCUCUCCUCUCUCUACAUAACUCAAAGGACAGAGGAAAUAAUUCGGCUAUGUUCUCCCAGAUCUUCCAUAUAUAGAGCAUAAGAGGCAUCGUUCUGUUUACACAUAUAUCUUGCGUUGCUUCCUCCCCCUCUUCGGUGCUUCGAGAUUGCAAGGAAAAAAAUGUCAUCUAGCCAGUUCGCCUCGGAGCAUGUUUGCUAUGUAAACUGCAACUAUUGCAACACCAUCCUUGUGGUCAACGUGCCAAACAAUUGUUCCUACAAUAUUGUGACUGUUAGAUGUGGGCAUUGCACGAUGGUUCUCUCCAUGGAUCUUGGACCUUUCCACCAAGCACGCACCGCUCAAGAACACCAGGUGCAGAACAGAGUUAUAUUGAAUAAUUCUGGGAGUUACGACUCUGCUGCAAGGAAUCAGCGGGCAAUGCCCAUGUAUCUGAUGGUGAACAAUCAGCAGCAAGUGUCGCCGAUACGCCCACCGGAGAAGAGACAACGUGUUCCAUCUGCGUACAACAGAUUCAUCAAGGAAGAGAUACAAAGGAUAAAGUCAAGCAAUCCUGAGAUUAGCCACCGAGAGGCAUUCAGUACUGCUGCAAAAAACUGGGCCCAUCUUCCUCGGCUGCACUUCGGCCUGAGCGUUGCCGACGGCGGCGGCGGUGCCAAUUAGCUCCAAUCAAGACCACGCAUGCAUGCAGAAGACGAUGGUUCGUGCAAUCGACACCGUGUGUUCACGUUCAUCGUUCUCCAUCGUCGUAUAGCUAUCUGUUUAUGCAUGUGUGUGCAUGCAUGCAUGCUCUGUCACGUAUCGUGCGUGUGCCUAAUUAAGUCUAAGUUGCUACUACAUGAUUCAUGCCAUCGAUCGAUCUCUGGACUAUUGCAUGUCGAUCCUGCGUAGAUUUAGAUCCUACGCUUAAUAAAUGGACAGGAGUGUGUUUAAUUAUUGUUUUAUUAGAUGUACUAUCAUGGUGUUGUGGAUAAAGACUUGAUGCGCUGAUAAUGAUGUCUGUCUUUUUCUUCAAAAAGUUAAGACUUUGUCCUCUAGACGGUAAAGGAGGUCUUUGCCGUCUGCUUUUAAAAAA